ACCCUAAAGUGCUGCGGGGUUUGUGUCAGUGCCGGGCUGGAAUCGGUGGGAUGAAUUAGAGCUCUUAAACACCAGACAUUACUCUCUGUCUCCACCUUGUGGUCAAUCCGCUCACUUAUCACUUAUUGUUCUGGCUCAUAUUCAGGAAUUGCCCAUUUCAUUGCUGUGUAUUGGAUUUGUUUCCUGACCUGGCCACCGAAGGAGCCUUCCUUGUCCAUCUAUGGUCAAUGGCAUAGUCCACUGGCGCCACAAUCGCUUGGAGAAACCUAACUGAGCCGCCAGGAUCCAGAGACAAAGCAGCUGUUCGCUGGUCUCUCUCUGAGCUCUACUCGUGCACAAACACACACACACCUACAGCUGCAUCCACCAAUCCCCUGCCUAGCUGCCCCAGACCCUCUUCAAGGUGCUGAAGAACAACGAAUACUUGGGAAGCUCCCGGGGGCUGACACUGAAAAUGGAAUCUGAGAAAAUGUAAGGGCUCGUCUCCAAACCCGAAGAUCCAGCAAGAAGCCUGGCAGGAGUUUAGAGAGCAGCAAAGAGAGAGAGAAGUGAUCAUGACUGCCUGGGGGAACAUAUUCUGGACUGAUUCAUUUCUGCUCUUCCUAAUGGUUGUCUUUUGUUCACCUGUGUGUGUGGAAGUCCCGUCUGGUACAGAAGCUGUAAAGGGAGAGAACAUGACCUUGUUGUGCAUCUCUUGCAUGAAGAGGGAAGAAGUAGCUGCCACCACCAAUGUAAGGUGGUUCUAUCAACCAGAGGAUGGGCAAGAAAUACUUAUUUAUGAAUAUGAUGGAAAACCUCUAGAACCAAAAAGUCCACUGCAAGGUCGUCUUCAGUGGACCGGAAGCAAAGAUCUGCAGGAUGUUUCUAUCACCAUACUCAAUGUAACAACCAAUGAUACAGGAGUCUUUACCUGCCAUGUGAACCGUACGCUCCACUUUGAGGCUCAUCGUCACUCAAUUCAAAACAAGAAAAGUAUCACUCUAAAGGUCACGGAAGAAGCUGGUGAAGACUUUACUUCGGUUCUUUCUGAAAUUAUGAUGUAUUUUCUUCUUGCCUUCCUUACCUUCUGGCUAUUAGUAGAAAUUGUAUAUUGCUACAGGAAGAUCUCCAAGGCAGAAGAAGUGACACAAGAAAGUGUUACUGACUACUUGGCUAUACCAUCAGAAAACAAGGAGAACUGUUCAGUUCCAGUGGAAGAAUAACAUUUCAGCAGAAGCCUAUAAAAGGUUGUAAGAACUUCAGAAAAGGUUGAUCAGCAUCUUCUCAACAAUCAAUUUGGAGCUAGCCAUUCACCUAAAGUCUCCCCAAAUGAAUGUGUCACUUCUUUGUGGGAUUCUGUAUAAAUGCCUUAGUCAUUAUAUACACUUCUGUGCUUAUGGUUUACCUAUUUAAAAUAAGAUAUAAGUAUUCUGUUUCGAAAAAUGUGUCUGUUAAGGGGAAGAACAGAAUAUAUAAAAAAAAAACACUAGUUGUGAAGAUAUGUAGUGGAGAAAAGCUAUUGGCUGCAAAAUAUUGUGCAAGUAUAGCAUCUAAUAUCCAGAAUUGUUAGGGGUUUUCCAUGUGAUAGGUCUUUCCAUAAUGCGGAGCACAAAGCCUUAGGUCACAAAUGAAUACAUAAAUGUAUAAUGGGUACCAGAUCUCAUAGUUGCAGUCCAUAAUUUGGCUUGGAACAUAAGAAUGCUUAUAUUGAGCAACAUAAAAGAUGGACUUCUUAAACUUUGAGGCAAUGUGUUUAUUGUCCAUAGAGGUAUAUUUGCUUAUAAUAUCAAGAUCACUACAGUGCCGUAUCUACCACUUUAGAAACACUAAAUUAAAAAAAAAAUCUUCCCUGCACUGCCAUGUACUGUACACAUUAUAUCUAUUAGGAUAAUUACACAGUAUGGUAUUUACUGUAGAAUGCAUUUUUAGCUGAUAAGGAUAUAUUGUAUUCCAUAUUUAUAUUGACUGCCAGAGCUACCAUGAAAAUAUACUUUAUUUUUUUCACUUA
Molecule: messenger RNA, 1987 nt
Organism: Xenopus laevis (African clawed frog)
Lineage: Eukaryota; Metazoa; Chordata; Amphibia; Anura; Pipidae
Gene: scn3b.S
Product: sodium channel, voltage gated, type III beta subunit S homeolog
Exons: 6
Coding region: 555-1202 (215 amino acids)
Biological process (GO): cardiac muscle cell action potential involved in contraction; ventricular cardiac muscle cell action potential; regulation of heart rate by cardiac conduction
Cellular component (GO): voltage-gated sodium channel complex; plasma membrane
Molecular function (GO): sodium channel regulator activity; sodium channel inhibitor activity; transmembrane transporter binding
Source: RefSeq, a predicted model, not a curated record